This is a messenger RNA of Sinocyclocheilus anshuiensis, 1337 nucleotides long. RefSeq names its product RCC1 and BTB domain-containing protein 2-like. Bases 156 to 1331 code for a protein of 391 amino acids. The transcript has 9 exons. The record is from RefSeq and is a predicted model, not a curated record. NCBI's taxonomy places the organism in Eukaryota, Metazoa, Chordata, Actinopteri, Cypriniformes, Cyprinidae.
CCAUAUAUGACACACUGCCAGCUGAGAAGACUGGGCACAGCCACAUCUCUGCUCUUCUCACUCGUAGUCAUGCAAAACUGACCGCUUUACCAUAUCUACAUCAUCCUCUGAGACCCGGAAUGAAGACUUGGAGUUUAAGUUAACACAAGAGUAGUAUGCUGGACGUGGGAAAGUGGCCGCUGUUUGCCCUCCUGCCCCCUGAGGAACUGCGGCUCAUCCGCCAAGCCUGUGUGUUCGGUAGCGCUGCAAAUGAGGCUAUCUACGUUACCGUCAAUGACGAGGUGUUUGCACUGGGGACGAACUGCAGUGGCUGCCUGGGGCUGGGAGACACGCAAAGCACCAUUGAGCCCAGGCGGAUAGACAUCUUGUGUGGGAAAAAAAUUGUAUCUUUGAGCUACGGCACAGGGCCACACGUGGUCAUCGCCACUGCAGAUGGAGAAGUUUAUGCCUGGGGUCACAAUGGCUACAGUCAGCUGGGUAAUGGCACCACCAACCACGGUCUGACUCCUGCCUUGGUUUCCACCAACCUCAUCAGCAAGAGGGUGACAGAGGUGGCCUGUGGCUCUCAUCACACCAUAGCCCUCACCACAGAGGGAGAGGUGUAUGCUUGGGGAUACAACAACUCCGGGCAGGUGGGCUCUGGAUCCACGGCCAACCAGCCCACCCCACGCAGGGUCAGCAGCUGCCUGCAAAAUAAGGUGGUGGUCAACAUCGCCUGUGGACAGCUCUGCUCUAUGGCCGUUCUGGAUAAUGGAGAGACUUACGGCUGGGGUUAUAACUGCAAUGGGCAGCUUGGUUUGGGUAACAAUGGCAACCAGCAAACCCCUUGCCGGAUCGCCGCCUUACAGGGAAUCAACAUUGUACAGGUGGCAUGUGGAUAUGCACACACACUGGCUCUUACAGAUGAAGGAUUUGUUUACUCUUGGGGUGCAAACUCAUACGGGCAGCUGGGUACUGGCAACAAAAGCAACCAGGCUGUGCCCACCCUCAUCAACAUGGACAAGGAAAGAAUAGUGGAGGUUGCUGCGUGUCACACCAGUCACACAUCAGCGGCGAAAACACAGAGCGGUCAGGUGCUGAUGUGGGGUCAGUGUCGGGGUCAGGCUGUGGCCUACCCUCACCUCACACACUUCACCAGCACUGAUGAUGUCUUCGCCUGCUUUGCCACACCGGCAGUCACCUGGCAUCUUCUGUCUGUGGAUGGAGAUGACUACCUGACUGUUGCCCAGUCGCUAAAGCGAGAGUUCGACAGCCCAGAAAUCUCUGACCUAAAGUUCCUGGUUGAUGGGAAGUGUAUUUACGUGCACAAAGCCCUGCUUAAAAUCAGGUAAAUUAAA